Trichoderma citrinoviride is the source of this 2136-nucleotide messenger RNA. RefSeq lists its product as hypothetical. The record is from RefSeq and is a predicted model, not a curated record. The coding region runs from base 1 to 2136 and encodes 711 amino acids. The transcript has 14 exons. Lineage: Eukaryota; Fungi; Ascomycota; Sordariomycetes; Hypocreales; Hypocreaceae.
AUGCCUCUGAGUGCCAUUCCCGUGGCCAACAACCAAGUCUUUACGGUCUCGCUGCCUGGAACUAUCAUCGACUGGAAGGAUUAUUACUACAAUUCUUCCAAGCUCAUCAAGCCACCGUUGGACAUUCAAGUCAAGGAGGCUAGGCUCGUUGAUGGAAUGAUCCCCUUGUCCAAGUAUACUGCCGGCAAAACUGGAAAGAGUGUUGCCCGCAGUUACCUCGCCGCAUUGGAUCUGCUGGUGCCUGUGGAGGCCUCCGUCUCUGGCGUAAUCGGCAAUGAGAGCUCCGAAGUCACCGACGAGCGCCUCAAGACCAUUCGCGACCGCUACAAGAUGUCCAUGGCGUAUCUUACAUCCCCAGACGACACCCCUGGUGGCAAUGGCAAGUCAAAGGUUGAUACGUAUGUGCAGAAGCAGGCUAUCUGGGCGAGGGAGGUGGCUGCGUAUGCCCAGGCGCAGGCGCAGGCUAUGGAGAGGAGUCAGCCGCCCCCUGGAGCCACUACUGCGCAGGUCCGAGAGGCCAAGGAGAAGUAUAUGCAGUGGAUUCAGGAGCAUGCCCGCGAGUUCAAGAACAACAUCCAGACCAAGUACAUGGACUGGGUGGUGCAUGGCUACAAGUUUAUGGUUGAUUUCCACUUUGGAGUUGUCGACAUCUCCUCGGGCAUGAAGCGUAUUGAGAACAGCAAGGAGGCGUACCGAAACCUCACGGUCAUUGCUCCUGAUGGCUCAAGCGAGUACAAUGGGGUUGUGCUCACCCCUAGUAGCUGGGCGACCAUAGUGGCCAAGAAGGUCCUCAAUUGGAAAAAGAACAACUCGGGGCCGUCUGCCGCUGAGAUUCGCGCCGAGCUUCGUCGUCUCCAGAACCUGCUGGUGUCUCACCAGACCCUACAGAAGGCCAUUGACGAGGAUGCAUUCUUCCCUAUUCUCGCGAGCAACAAGGACGCAGGUCAGAGCGACCUGCAAGCCGCUUACGCGCAGGUCUACGCCAACAUGGACGAGGAGAACAAGCGCCUUCUCACCGAGAAGAAGGAGGGCGAUACGCCACCUGCUGAUGACCGCUCCAAAGCUGAUUGGCUGAAGAGGGAGUUCGGCAAAGACCGCCUGGAGGGUGCGGCCGCUCUGGACAAUCUCGUCAACGUGCAGAAGGUAAACACAGAGCAGAGCCUUAGCCGCACCAAUGCGACUGUGCGUGAUACCCAGAAUGCGAACAAGGAUAAGGCUGGCCAAUGGCUGGGCGCCAGGAUCAGUCAGCUGGAGGCAGAUAUCGCCGAUCUCAAAGAGCAGCUCGGCGUGGCAAGGGGUGCCGAGCAAGCCCAGGCUCAACUCCUUGCCCUGCCUGUUGUGAACGGAAAUGGCAUUGUCGUGACAGACGACGAAGCCAGGGCCGACCCCAGUAUCAAGAGCCCGAGGAAGCCGGAUAUUGAAGACUUGGACAACGAGGAGACCUGGCGUAACAGGACCGACGAUGGGCCGGAUCCUUGGACAAAGAUCUCAUGCAAGGUUUCCGCCAAAGCUAAUCUCGCGGAGACUUCUACGUCGCAAUCCGCCUCUGCAGUUGCAGCCAAGGCAGGCUGGGGAUGGUGGAGCGCUUCCGCCAGCGCGACACACGCAGAGAGCAGCUCUGAGGCGAUGCAGCAAAUGUCCAACCUCGACGUUGAAAUCAGCAUGAGCUGCAUGGUCGUGGAGAUUGAACGCCCCUGGCUUCACGCGGAGCUUUUCGCUGAUGCCGAGCUUGACUCUGGAAACUUCAAAGUCUCGCCCGGCGAAGAUGCGCUCAAGAAGGCGUUUGAACAGGAGCAAACCCUCGACGGCGAGUACCAGCAGUUCUCCUCGUUCCCCACUGCAUUUGUCGUCGCUGCCGAUGUGGAGCUCAGUUUCUCCGGAGACACAACCAAGCUCGAAAGCGCCGUCUCUGCAUCGUCGACCUCAGCCAACCUUUCCGUCGGGUACGGCCCCUUUGCAGUCUCUGGGUCCCACAACUCGUCCAAGUCCAAGUCCCGAACCAAGAUGGAGUCCACUGCGACUGGUUGCAAAAUCUCUGUUCAGGCUCCGCAGAUUGUUGGCUGGGUUCAGACUCUCCUGCCUCAACUGCCCAAGCCCAAGACUGGCGUCAGCACCAUGAAAGGUCUUUUCAACUAG